Messenger RNA from Strongylus vulgaris, 732 nucleotides. The record is from the annotation of a GenBank genome assembly. Lineage: Eukaryota; Metazoa; Nematoda; Chromadorea; Rhabditida; Strongylidae.
AUGCUUGUUGCUUUCAACUUUCUGCCUCAAGCUCGAAAGGGUUGCAUCAAAAUUUGCGAAAUCCUCAUUGUAACCGCGCCGCUCCAGCUGUGGAAAGUUGGUGUAAACGAAAACGGAGGUGAAGCACAAACACUGAAGAACAAAGCGGAAGCAGAAAAGCUUCUCAAUAUUGCAAACGCUAUGAUGAACAUGGAAGGGAUGUUAGAGGCAGCCGAAAGCCCCCCUCCAGACUCAAUAAAACUCGAUGAGGAAAAGAAAAAAAUACUAGACAAGAAGAAUCCCAUACCUGGACCCCAUCAUCCAACGUACCUCACAAUGAUCAAGGGAGCAGUGCUCGCCUUGAAUGAGGGCAAGGGAGCGAGCAAGCCAGCUAUCUUGAAAUAUCUGGCGCAGCACUACCAACUGGGGGAGAAUCUUCCAAAGGCAGAUAAAUUCGCAUUUGUGUUCGGCUCUCAGGAAAGGCACCAAGGGCGUCCAAAAUAUCCUCAUCUGACAGAUCUGAGUGAGUCAUUGGAAAGUUGGAUGAAAUCAAUAGUGGAGACAAAAGGUACGGGUGCGUCGGGAAGCUUCAAAAUGGCUCCUUCCUCAAAGAUCGGCAUGGAAAGCGGACGCGUAACGUUGAAGAAAGUCGGUACACGAAAGCCAGUUGCAGAAAAGAAGAAAACAGCAGCAAAAUCUGCAGCUAAACCAAAAGCAGCUCCUAAGAAACGCAUCGCGAAAAAAACUCCCAAG